AUGGCUCAUCGUUCGCCUCCUGCGUGGAGGGCCAGCUUCGACGAUGUCGACCUGGGUCCGCAGGUUGCCGGCACCAAUCCGAACUCGGAUAACCGACUGCUCCAGCCCAGACCCUCUCUACUGCAGCCCAGACCGUCCCUACUUAUGCGCAGACACACGCUGCCGAUCUCUUCCGUGCCCCCAACCCCAACGGGAUCACGAUCCCCCACUCCGGAUGGGCAGCAGGACGGCGAAGACAAAGACGGUUCGGACGGGGACGACAUCGAUUCCAGCCUUGACCUGAGUUCGGCACUAUCUGCGUCAGACUCGGAUGAUGAGGAGAGUGAAGAUGACUGGCGCGUGGGGGACAAGAGCAAUACAGUCACAGCAAAACUCGACAUGCUGGUUGGCCUCAGCACAGUAAAGGACUACUUCAGGGAGCUUGGGCUAUACAUCGACCACAAUAGGAUCCUCGAUGUAAAUUUAGCACACGAGAGAUUCCACGCCAUGUUCCAAGGGAAUCCGGGAACGGGAAAGACAACCGUUGCGAGGCUCUACGCCGAGUUCUUGUAUGCGAAGCGUGUGUUGAAGACGAGCCAUGUGGUUGAAACAUCGGGAGGCAAGCUGGCGUCGCGCGGCCCCAACGCCGCAAUCCAGAUCUUUACCCCAAAGAAGGGAGGUGUACUGUUCGUGGACGAGGCCUAUCAGCUCGUCGCACCUCACUCGGGUAGCUCUGGAAAGCAAGUGCUGGAUAUCAUUCUCGCCGAGAUGGAGAAACAUGCUGGAAAAUGGGUCGUCAUCUUUGCCGGCUACAAGAACGACUUUGAUCCCUUUUUCGCGUACAACGAAGGUCUCGGCAGCCGAAUCCCAUUAGUACUGGACUUUGCGGAUUUCACCGACGACCAGCUGUACGACAUCAUGCUGUCCCUGUUCCGAAAGCGGUUCCCAAACGUCGUGGAGAUUGAAGGUCAAUCCCAGGGAGGGGUGUACUUGCGCGCGGCCAUCCGCCGAAUCUCCCAGGGUCGCGACAGGCGCGGGUUUGGCAAUGCCCGGACCGUCCAGAACUAUUUCCAGAGAAUCUGCCAGCGCCAAGCCAACCGAAUCGGGCAGCUUGAGCAUCCGUCAAGGAAAGCACGGCUUCAUUUCACCAAAGAGGAUAUCCUUGGGCCUAGGCCGGUUCAUGUCAAGGCCAACAGCAAGGCGUGGGCUAAGCUGAAGUCGCUGAUCGGCUUGAGCGCGGUCAAGCGAUCGGUGCGUAUCAUGUUCCAGAUCAUCGAGACCAACUAUCAGCGGGAGCUCAACGGCGAUCGGCCCCAUGCCCACUCCUUGAAUCGUGUGUUUGUCGGCUCGCCUGGAACAGGAAAAACUACAGUUGCCAAACUGUACGGCAAGAUAUUGGCGGACCUCGGCUUUUUGAGCAAGGGAGAUGUGGUCGUCAAGACCCCCGCCGACUUUAUCGGCGACGCUGUGGGUAGGUCAGAGUCCAACACCAAAGCCAUUCUCGCCUCGACGAUCGGAAAGGUCUUGAUCAUCGACGAGGCUUACAUGCUCGAUCCCGGCGAUCCCACCAGCACGCGCGACUCGUACAAGACGGCCGUGCUCGACAGCAUUGUUGCCGAGGUCCAAGGCAACCCAGGCGACGACCGCUGCGUCAUCCUGCUUGGCUACGAGGAGAAGAUGGAGUCUCUGUUCCAUAACGGAAACCCCGGGCUGUCUGGCCGGUUCAUGGCUGACAUGCCGUUCCGCUUCGCCGACUAUAGCAACGACGAGUUUCGCCAGAUCCUGGAACGGGACCUCAAGGAUCGGCAUAUCAAAUGCCAGCCAGACGCACUGAACUCUGCUAUCGACAUGCUUUCGAGGUACAGAAACGCCCACAACUUCAGCAAUGCACGGGCGGUCAAGACGCUUGUGUCGGAGGCGGUGCUGCGCAACCAGGAGCGGCAGAUGAAAAGCAACCCCGUCAACCAGGUGUUUGACGGGCGUCUUGAGCCUCAGGACUUUGACCCGUGGCUCGGUGAGUGGGCGGCGUCGUCGGGAACACCCAUCAACUGCAGGGCAGCCCUCUCCGGCCGGGUCUCGGACGCAGUCAUUGACCAGCUGGAGGCAUUCCUCCCCGGCUCGCAAGUGCCUGGCCAAGUGAACCGCGACAAGCUCCGCCAAAACAUCCCCCGCACCUUUGUCUUCACAGGCCCGCCUGGAACUGGGAAAAAUACGCUGGCCAUGUACAUGGGUCGGCUAUUCCGCGAUCUCGGUCUCCUUCCCACCGACCAAGUCGUCAAAUGUUCGGCUGUGGCUUUCAUCGGGCAGCACGUCGGUCACACUACCCCAACGACUCGCACCCAACUGGAUCGAGGCGUCGGGAAGGUCCUUGUCAUCCAAGACCUCCAUCGGCUCUCCAAGGGCGGGUUUUCAGGAGAGGCCCUCGACGAACUCACCUCUUUCCUCCGCACCUACUCCGGGAGAAUGGCCGUCAUCCUCACUGGGCCCAAGGAACCCCUCGACGAUCUGUUGCGGGAACGGCCGGAGCUCUCCACAUCCUUCCAGGACCGCAUCACUUUCAACAACCUCUCGCCGCGCGAGUGUCUGAUGCUGCUACAUCAGAAGAUCCAGACCAUCGAGCCUGGCGGAGAAACCCCCUUUUCCGCCUCGGACGCCGCCAAGGCGAGAUUCCAAAAGGCCAUGGCGAUCCUCACCUUGUUUGAGCGCUGGGGCAACUCGCGCGACGUGGACUACCUGGCGGUGCGCAUGGUCCGCAAAGCCGACGACGAGCUCAUGCAGCGGAACGCUCGAGAGCCUGGGCGCAAGCACGAGUGGGUUCUCACCGAGAACAUGGCUAUGGCGUGCUUCAAGGCCAUGUUCCACGACACGCGCGCGGCUGGUGGGGCGCUCGUGAAGACUGCGGUCGAGGAUACAAGUGGUGGUAGUGGCGGAGGCGCCGCGUCGCAUUCAGCGGCGGAGACGACAGAGCCAGACGCGGAGGCUACAGAAGCGGUGACGGAGACUACAGCCGUUGCGGAGCGGAAAGAGUACGCGUUGGCUCUGGCGACAGAUCGUGAGGCCGUGCAGUCUCAGGAGGAGCAGUCGGCUCCUCAGGAAACGUCGCCAGCUCAGGAGGCCGCACCCCAGGAAAGCAUCCAUGCUGAGGUGCAAGAACUAGAGGAGGUUUAA
Purpureocillium lilacinum is the source of this 3147-nucleotide messenger RNA. Lineage: Eukaryota; Fungi; Ascomycota; Sordariomycetes; Hypocreales; Ophiocordycipitaceae. The record is from RefSeq and is a predicted model, not a curated record.